AUACAUUUAUUCUCCCGCAGUAAAUCUCUACUCUCACAUAUAAUUCCCGGGAAAAUCCAACCAAUCUCCUCCACAAGCAUACCCGAUUCACCGCCGCGCCGCUGCCGCUGCCGCCGCCGCCCACGUGAUCUCCGACCACAUGGAUUCCCCCAGCACGAGCACAUUCUCCCCCGACACCAAAACUCCGCCGCCGAAGCUUCUCGGCGCCUCCUACCGCCGCCCCUCUUCCUCCCGCACAAUUUACGGGGAUCGCUUCAUCCCCAGCCGCUCCUCUUCCAAUUUCGCCCUCUUCAAUCUGCCUAAUUCCAGCUCCAAUGCCUCUUCCGAAGAUUCCAAUUCGGCCUACAUCAACCUCUUAAAGUCCGCCCUUUUCGGACCUGAAUGCGUCAGCGGAUUUCAGCCCUUGACGCCUGAGAAAUCUGCCUCCGGUGGGAGAUUUGGCGGCCGGAGUACCAGCAACGGUAGUGUUUUCCAGACUAGCCCUCCGAAUUGCAAUAUUUUCAAGUACAAGACUGAAACGAGGAAAUCUCUGCAUUCCCUGUCGCCGUUUGGGUUCGAUGAUCAGCUCCCAGGGGUUCCUCACAGUCCUGUUAAGGCUCCCCGGAAAGUUCCUAGGUCUCCUUACAAGGUUCUGGAUGCACCUGCUCUGCAAGAUGAUUUUUAUCUUAACCUCGUCGAUUGGUCUUCCCAUAAUGUGCUGGCUGUGGGACUGGGAAACUGUGUUUAUCUGUGGCAUGCUUCUAGCAGCAAGGUAGUGAAGUUGUGUGAUUUAGGAUCUGAUGAUAGCGUCUGUUCUGUUGGCUGGGCGCAACGCAAUACACAUCUUGCUGUUGGAACUAGCAAUGGGAAACUCCAACUGUGGGAUGCCUCCCGUUGCAAGAGGAUAAGAACUAUGGACGGACAUCGGAUGCGAGUUGGAGCCCUAGCCUGGAGUUCAUCCUCAUUGUCUUCAGGAAGCCGCGACAAAAGUAUUCUUCAGCGUGAUAUACGAGCUCGGGAAGAUUACGUUAGCAAGUUAAGCGGACAUAAAUCAGAGGUUUGUGGAUUGAAGUGGUCUUAUGACAAUCGAGAAUUAGCAUCAGGUGGAAAUGAUAAUAGACUUUUCGUAUGGAAUCAACAUUCGACCCAGCCCGUGCUAAAAUUCUGUGAACACAGUGCUGCUGUAAAAGCAAUUGCAUGGUCGCCCCAUCUUCAUGGACUCCUUGCUUCUGGGGGUGGCACUGCUGACCGAUGCAUUCGUUUCUGGAAUACAACUACUAAUACACACCUAAGUUGCAUGGAUACUGGAAGUCAGGUGUGCAAUCUUGUGUGGUCGAAGAAUGUCAAUGAACUUGUGAGCACCCAUGGCUACUCUCAAAACCAAAUAAUUGUGUGGAGAUAUCCUUCAAUGUCAAAGUUGGCUACUCUAACAGGCCAUACAUACAGGGUACUCUACCUUGCCAUUUCACCAGAUGGGCAGACAAUCGUAACAGGAGCAGGAGAUGAAACACUUCGGUUCUGGAAUGUUUUCCCUUCACCUAAAUCUCAGAACACUGAAAGUGAAAUCGGGGCAUCAUCUCUUGGAAGGACGCAAAUUCGCUGAUCCUCUGUGGUGUAUGACUCUGCAUUGUCAUCCUAUUUAUUCUUUUUUGCGCUGCUCACAACGAAUGUUACGGCUCCUAACACAGCAACGCGAGGCAACGAUGACUUGGGAGACGACACAGACCUGAGGAAGAUUUGCAGAAGGUUACAAAUACCAGCUGAUUGUUCUCGCAAUCAAGCAAAAUUUGGUAAAUAUCUUAUGUUUCUUUGUAGAGACAUGACUAAGUGUAUAGGAGUUGCUAUAUGCUGCUUAUAACAUUUGGUUGAAGAGAUGUCUAAGCAUAAGAUGUUUCCGGCUCCCUAUUUAUUUUAUUGUAAAUAGUUAUUCUUCGAGUUGAGGAGAUCGUUUAUCAAUGAAAUACUCCCUCGUUUUUCUUUA
Molecule: messenger RNA, 1960 nt
Organism: Salvia miltiorrhiza (redroot sage)
Lineage: Eukaryota; Viridiplantae; Streptophyta; Magnoliopsida; Lamiales; Lamiaceae
Product: B-type cell cycle switch protein ccs52A-like
Exons: 10
Coding region: 140-1582 (480 amino acids)
Biological process (GO): positive regulation of ubiquitin protein ligase activity; positive regulation of anaphase-promoting complex-dependent catabolic process; anaphase-promoting complex-dependent catabolic process
Cellular component (GO): anaphase-promoting complex
Molecular function (GO): ubiquitin ligase activator activity; anaphase-promoting complex binding; protein binding
Source: RefSeq, a predicted model, not a curated record